AUGAAGCAUUCGAAGGAUCCGUUUGAAGCAGCGAUCGAGGAGGAGCAAGAGGAACCGCCGCCGGAAUCUCCCGUUAGCGGCGGCGGCGGAGGAGGAGGCGGAAAUGAUGACGGGAAGAGAAAAGAUGAAGAUGAAGAUGAAGAUGAAGAAGAGGAAGAGAAUAUGGAAGCUGAGCCUGAGCUAACCAAAUACCCAACUACUGCUGAUCCUGCAAAGAUGGCCACAAUGCAGGUCAUCUUCUCGCAGUUCACUGAGGAUCAGAUGAGCAGAUAUGAAUCUUUCAGCAGAUCUGCACUUCAAAAAGGAAACAUGAGGAAAGUUAUUACAGGGAGUGACAGGGAGUCAGAAGAUUAG
Molecule: messenger RNA, 354 nt
Organism: Brassica napus (rape)
Lineage: Eukaryota; Viridiplantae; Streptophyta; Magnoliopsida; Brassicales; Brassicaceae
Product: transcription initiation factor TFIID subunit 11-like
Exons: 4
Coding region: 1-354 (117 amino acids)
Biological process (GO): RNA polymerase II preinitiation complex assembly; transcription initiation at RNA polymerase II promoter
Cellular component (GO): nucleus; transcription factor TFIID complex
Molecular function (GO): transcription coactivator activity; protein heterodimerization activity
Source: RefSeq, a predicted model, not a curated record